GUACGGCACGAAGAUGUACCGACGAGUACAUAAUUAAUUGAUCACGGUAUACAUUAUGCAUCUAAAUGCACUUGCAAGCAGAAAUCGUAAAGGGUAGUAAUGGGUUCAAAAUCUAAAAUACUCCUGAAACUGUAUAAUUUUGCAGUUUUUGUUGGCAGUCAGCGGUAGCACGAGGGCGAACGGUCUGCCGCAUUGGAGGGCAAAAAUCGUACCCGCAUGGGUCUACAUUAAAUUUUCUUACGCAUAAUUAAGACUAUGGCAGCCAAGAUGCAGCAUUUCGAUCCGCCAAGCUCAGCAAGUUCUGACAGCGAGGAUAGAGAAAUUUGCGUGGACGAGAGAGAAAUUUUUCUAGCUGAUGAGCUCUGCGAAGAUGCUGAAUAUUAUAAACGUUCCGAUAUCGGAAUUCCUACACCGCAAUCUCCGAGGCCACCUUCAAGAGGAUCUCAGAGAUCUCCAAGAUCAAGAAGGCAACGUACUACCAGUUUAACACAGUCCAGUAAGAAGACCUCUGCAGAGUCCAUCCUUAGAAGUAAGACAAGAACAAUAUACACAGCUGGUAGACCACCAUGGUAUAAUUCAGCUGGACAACAAGUAGAACCUUUUGUGAUAGGUAUUUGCGGGGGUAGUGCAUCUGGUAAAACUACAGUUGCAACAAAAAUCAUAGAAUCUUUGGAUGUACCAUGGGUCACGUUACUUAGCAUGGAUUCAUUCUACAAAGUAUUAAACGAAAAGCAGCACGACAUGGCUGCACGUAACGAAUACAAUUUCGAUCAUCCUGACGCUUUUGAUUUCGAACUUCUUAAGACGACUUUACAGCGUUUGAAGGAGGGUAGAAUGGUGGAAGUUCCUAUUUAUAAUUUUGUAACACAUAGUAGAGAAAGUAGAACUAAAACAAUGUACGGUGCCAAUGUUAUUAUAUUUGAGGGAAUAUUCACUUUCUACAAUGUCGACGUUUUGAAGAUGUGCGACAUGAAGGUGUUUGUUGAUACUGACGCUGACGUGAGGCUUGCACGAAGAUUACGUAGAGAUAUAUCUCAAAGAGGAAGGGAUUUGGAGGGUGUAUUAAAGCAGUACAGUACUAUGGUGCAACCCGCUUUUUACUAUUAUAUAGCUCCCCUAAUGGUACACGCGGAUAUUAUUGUUCCACGCGGUGGAGAAAACGAGGUCGCGAUAGAACUUAUUGUACAGCAUGUACAUACUCAGCUUCAAUUGAGGGGUUUCAAACUCAGAGAAAAAUUAGCUCACUCGUCUAUCGGUCAGCCACUACCCUCUUCUCUUUACUUGCUUCCAGACACACCACAAAUUAAGGGUCUGCAUACAUUUAUAAGGAACAAAGAAACGUACAGAGAUGAGUUUAUAUUUUAUUCCAAGCGUUUAAUACGUUUGGUUAUCGAGUACGCCUUAUCUCUUUUGCCAUUUGAGGACGUGACGGUAGAAACGCCUCAGGGUGUAUUGUAUCCCGGAAAACGCGGGGCUACAGAUAAGAUAUGUGGUGUCUCCAUUUUACGUGCCGGUGAAACCAUGGAACAAGCUGUUAGAGAUGUAUGUAAAGAUAUAAGAAUAGGAAAGAUACUUAUACAAACGAACCAACAGACUGGAGAGCCGGAGCUCUAUUAUCUCCGGUUACCCAAGGAUAUUAAAGACUACAGGGUAAUACUAAUGGACGCAACGGUGGCAACAGGUGCUGCUGCCAUCAUGGCAAUCAGAGUUUUAUUGGAUCACGAUGUUGCCGAAGAGAAUGUGUUACUUGCAUCUUUGCUUAUGGCAGAAUCUGGUGUACACUCGAUCGCCUACGCGUUCCCACGCGUUAAAAUUGUUACUUCCGCCCUGGAUCCUGUGAUAAACGAGAAAUUUUACGUUUUACCCGGUAUCGGUAAUUUUGGAGAUCGGUACUUCGGUACCGAGCCAUCUUCUCUCGAAGAUUAACGCGGUUCAAAAGGAUCUGAUUCAUGAAUCUACUUAAUUAUUUAAUCUCUGUUGUUAUAAAGCAAAUGCAGUAAUUCCAUGUAUCUUUAAUAAAAAGUUGUGUUAUACCCGAG
Molecule: messenger RNA, 2039 nt
Organism: Osmia bicornis bicornis
Lineage: Eukaryota; Metazoa; Arthropoda; Insecta; Hymenoptera; Megachilidae
Product: uridine-cytidine kinase-like 1
Exons: 11
Coding region: 256-1926 (556 amino acids)
Cellular component (GO): cytoplasm
Molecular function (GO): ATP binding; kinase activity
Source: RefSeq, a predicted model, not a curated record